AUGCUGGAUCCGACUGGUAGGGAAUAGCCUGUUAUGUGCCCGCGCACGGGUGUUUUAGUCUAACUGAGGGGUUCCGGGGUGUUUAUACAGAAUGAUUAGAUGUUUUAAAAGUCGCAGGUUUAGAUAGUAAUACCGUUGGCAGUGAAAAUAGCGUAGAUUGAUUUUCGCCUACUAGAAUGGAAUGCUCAUCACUGCCACGUGUCUGCUUUAACACUCAAUAUAGUAGGAAAUAUAAAGGCACCAACCCAUGGAAACCAUUGUAGCAGACUCCAAUGUUGAUGAUAGAUCUACAGCUACUGCACAAAUUCAAAUACAAGUGUCUGGUUCCGGCGAAACACAGAUGGUGACUUUACCAGUGUCAAUGGCACAUGCAAUCAACUCAGCUCAAGGCCAACAAACAGUCAUAUCAAGUCAACAAUCAGGCCAACCUGUUGCUCAGGAUACUGCGAAGAGGCGAGAACUGCUGUCCAGAAGGCCUUCCUACAGGAAAAUUUUAAACGAGUUGUCAGGACAACCAGAUGCAAACCAACGAGUCAAAGAUGAACCAGGUGGAAGCAAAUCUUCAGAAAGCUCCGAAUCUGACUCCGGUGGUCAAAUGGUAACUCCAUUACAAGCACCAACCAUAGCAUACCAAACUGGGAGUGGAACAGUGACUGUCCACCAAUCUCCACAAACAAUUCAAAUACCGGCCUCUGCUUUAAACCAUGAUCAACAUGUGACCUCCGUGGCUGGUCUUCAAACUUUCUCCAUGGCCAACGCCCUCGCACAAGGCCAAGCUGCUUUAGUACAAGAUUCCAAUACCAGCGGAAACACCCUGUGGAUGCCAGGGAAUCAUGUUGUGGUACAAGGAGGCGACUCCCAGAUGUACCAAAUCCGUACCUCCACUUCAUCAAAUGCAAUUCCUAAUGUUGUGUUAAGUGGUAACAGCAUGCAAUCACCUCAGCAGAUGGCAGAAGAAGCUUCAAGGAAGCGGGAACUGAGGUUAAUGAAAAACAGAGAGGCAGCCAAAGAAUGCCGAAGGCGGAAAAAGGAAUAUGUCAAGUGUCUUGAAACUCGUGUGGCUGUGCUUGAAAACCAGAACAAACAACUCAUUGACGAACUAAAAACAUUGAAGGAACUGUACGUUCACAAACAAAACGAUUAACGCUGUGAAAAUACCCAUGUCACCCAAGAUAAUGCAACCGCUUCAAAGCAAGAGCAGGGUCGGGACUACAACUUCCAACCUAUUGGUUAUUUUAUAGAGAAGCUUUCCAAUUUUUAUCAAUGCACCUUUGAUUAGCACGUUAGACAAUCAACAGCGCUAGAUAUUCCACACAAGGCGUAUUGUGACCAACAAACAAUACUAACCCUGCUUGUCAUAGCAUAUUUUUUUACUCAUAAGUCCCAUUGUAUUAUAAUGCAGUCACAAGUUGCUGUUGAUUGCAACUUUGGGUUCAGCUUCUCAGGGUACAUUUAUUGCUUAGUGCAAAACCCUGCGAGUCUGCUGCACAGCAUAUUUUAACUUGUACACUUUUUUAAACAAUACUGCAAAUGGAUAUUUUAAUUUUAUUCCAACAAAGGUUUUUCGAAAACUGCGCAUUGUUAAAAGUAACCUCUUUUUAACCGAUACUGGUGCUUUUUUCGCACCUACGGUAUUUCGUUUUUCUUUCUUUUAACUGUUACAAAUGUUCCAUUUAAAGCCUUAUACAGUAUGCCUUGGCUACGUUUAAUCUUUUGAACGAAUUAGUAGAGGUUUCACAGUCAACAUUUUGAUGUUAAGAAGUAAAUAUUCAUUGGUAUUUUUGUGCAAUUUUCAUCCAACUAACCCAUCAAGGUAAUAGGUUUGUGUAAAUACUUUGAAAACCUUGCCUAUAGUUUCAUAUUAUUUAUUAUACUGCCCCUGCUGGUAGCCACUCCUGUCUCAUAUGCAGCGCAAGGCAAGUUGCACAGAAGGGCUCGCACUCAGUGUUUAUGGGUUAUAUUUUGAUUUCAACUUUUCGUUCUGCUUUUAUGUUGAUACUUUGUUAGUUUUAUUUGUUGCGAUUUAUGAAUGUUGAAAUUCUACACAGAACACUUUUUAUGAA
Ciona intestinalis (vase tunicate) is the source of this 2063-nucleotide messenger RNA. The record is from RefSeq. NCBI's taxonomy places the organism in Eukaryota, Metazoa, Chordata, Ascidiacea, Phlebobranchia, Cionidae.